UCAUCAUCAUGCUUGCUUCACAUUUUGGCGGGACCAAUGCAGCCAACGCUGCUGCUGCUGCAGUCCCUUCGUCCUCGUCGGCCAGCAAGAGCGCCGCAGCGUCAGACGCGUCAGCAUCGCCAGCUGCCUUUGCGCGCUUGCUUGGAGAUCUUGCUGCCGCCGGACAAGGCACCGUCGAUGUGGACGGCCAGGGCGUCGUCGCUGUCUGGGUCGCCGAAUCCGCGCUUCACCCGCUUCGAGCGUUCACACGCGCCAAACCGUUCGUCCUGCUCGUUCGCCGACAGCAGGCGAGCGGCAAUAGCGCAGUGGCACCAAACACCACUGGCUCGUCAAGUGUCAGCACGGCGACUCAGCAGACCAAGCUCACGCCGAACAGCACCGCGGUUGGGCUCGUUGGAAGCCACGAGCUGCAGCAGGUCUUUGUCGGCGACGCCAACGCAGACAGCGUAUUCGGCUUGUUUGGCGUUGAGGCUGCCGUUCCAGACGCGACAAUCCAGAAGAUGACACUGGCUGCAUUUGCCGGCCAUGCUCCGUUGUCGUACGACGACGGUCGCUACUUUGUCGCCCAGUAUCAGCGCGCUCAAGGACACGCUGCUCUGGCGCCACUUUUUGUCAUGGUCGACCAUUCCUUGUACCGUUUCAUUGGUGCUGUCGCUUCAGCGCCCAUCGCAUCGGAAAACGUAAACGACACGUUCGAAACCACAACAAUUUCCGUCUCAUGCCCGAAACAGCCCAUUCUUGCGGCUGUCAGCGCGGGAGGCAAACAGCCCACUUUGACCAAUGGCGCCCGUGCGCCUGCGUCCAUCAAACAGCUGGAGGAGCACUUCUUGUUGCGGCACAACCUCCCUGGAACCGUUCUCGUGCACACACGAGCGUCUGCGACUUACGAUAUUGUCGGGACCACGUCAGAAUACUUUUCAGCCGGAGGAAAUGCAGUUCUGGCAUCCAGCUACUCCAGCACAUCGGCAGGCGCCGAGGACUCAGCAGCAGCCCCCAAUCUUGAUCCCUCUGGUAUUGGCAGCUGCUUGGCUGUUGAGCUGUCGUGGGAGGGCGUGAACGACCAAGUCUUGUGCACACCUCCGCGCACUGCCAACGCAACCCUUCGGCUUCGCGCCGUCCCCGGCACGGAUGAUCGCAGUGCUGGAAACCGCGCUUUUGCCGAAGUCCAGGCCCUGCGAAAACUCGAAGCAGCACGGUCUGCCUCCUCCUCCUCCUCCUCUUCCUCUGCAACAGCGGACACGACGGCAGAGUCAGUACUGUUGGGACAACAGUCGAUCGCUCCACUGACAUCGGCCUUCCUCAACUUUAUCAACGACGAUGCACCCGAAAGCGGGUUGACGGAUGCUUCGAAUGGCUUGAUUGCUGCGCUUCAGGCACAAGUCAGUGGGGUGGCAGUUCCACUGCUGGGCCCGUCCGCCGCUGCCUCCGCUAGCGGUCCAGGCGCCAGUGUGCUCAGCUUGUUCUCGCUUCCAGCACGACUGGAUUUCGACUUUACCGAGCGUCUCUGGGAGUUUCUGCGACACGCCAGCACAACCGAGGACCUUGCUCAAGCAGUCACUCAGAUCUUGAAUGUUCUCCUGCUCGGUGAGCUCCAGCCCAUGAUUCAUCGCACUAAUCCCUCAAGUCUGGCGACAUUGAUUCGUGAGGCGCUGAAGCUUGCGCCAACAGCUGUCGCCUCUACCGCCGCCACGGUCGGCGACGCCAAAGCUGCGCGUCGUCAACUUGCCGAUGCCAUGCGUCAGCUGCAAACGCCGACUGGCGCGUUGGAUACCUUGGUCGAGAUGGGAGUUUGCAAGCUUCGGCGUGACUUUACACACUAUCUCCUUUCCGAAGAGCUCGUGUCAUGGUCCCAGCUGGGCUUCUUUUCAGAUUCGACUGUUCCUCUCUCGGAGCAAGUUGAACGCGUUGCACGCCUGCUGGCUGUUGUCGAGCUGUUUGUCGUGGCUCGCACAUUCACAGACCUGCCUCAUGCAUCAUUGAGGCAGCUAUUGCGAGCAGCACUGGACUAUUACACGAAUCACAGCUCGAGCGAUCAUCCGUUGUUUGUCCUCGCGAUGCCAACGUUUUCGGCCCAGACGGCCCACCUCAAGCGUCCAAUCACCAGCGCAAAGCCUUCAUCGUGGACGUUGGCCUUGUACACGACGAAUUUUGCCGCUGUGGACAUUGUGCAAUGCACGCUUCAGCCGCCAUUCGAGUUGCCCUCGGACGACAUUGGUGCGCGCGCCGUCAAUUCGUUCGACUUGAACUCGGUGUCGUACUAUGAGUGCGGCGCGACAUUCGAGCGUGUGCUUUUCACGACGCCGCAUCUAUAAUCUGUUUUUGCAGUAGUGUACUGCAUAUUGUCAAUGAAUUUCUCAAAUUUCCAACAAAUGCAUUGCGUCGCAUACAGGCAAUGUGUCUUGAAGUUGUUGAAGGAUUUAC
This is a messenger RNA of Capsaspora owczarzaki ATCC 30864, 2421 nucleotides long. RefSeq lists its product as hypothetical. The transcript has 7 exons. Gene Ontology annotation, cellular component: RZZ complex. The record is from RefSeq and is a predicted model, not a curated record. Bases 9 to 2312 code for a protein of 767 amino acids. Gene Ontology annotation, biological process: protein localization to kinetochore; mitotic spindle assembly checkpoint signaling. Lineage: Eukaryota; Filasterea; Ministeriida; Capsasporidae.